UGAGACAAUUCUCAUACCAUCCAAUCUCAGUUUCAACUUAAUAUAAUCAUUUUUUUCUUCUUCUUUUUUGUCUGUAUUUCUUAUUUGAUCAGCACCACGCUAGCACAUUAUGGGAAAUUUUAGUUUCUUUUCUGCUCUGCCAUGCAUUCUGUGAUGAGUGUCGUGGAUGAAUGGAACCGAUUCCCAUUCUCCAUCCAAUUAUCUGAAAACAGAGAACCACACCAAAUUUAAGAACCAUUAUGCCUUUCAAUUUAGUCUCAGCAUGGAACAAGCGCCGGAGGUCCAAGUCACAUGACCACACAGACCCUUGGAUUUAUAAACCGGUGGAGUAUUGGCAACUUGAUGAUCAAGCCCCACAACCCCCAAAAAGACACCAUCAUGGUUCAUCAAUUUUCACACUCAAAGAAAUGGAAGAGGCAACAUGUUCAUUCAGCGAAGAGAAUUUGCUCGGAAAAGGAGGAUUUGGUCGUGUAUACCGAGGAACUUUGCGGUCAGGGGAGGUUGUAGCAAUCAAAAAAAUGGAGCUGCCACCUUUUAAAGCAGCCGAGGGGGAACGAGAAUUUCGAGUAGAAGUAGAUAUCUUGAGCAGACUUGAUCACCCAAAUCUGGUUUCUUUGAUAGGCUACUGUGCUGAUGGGAAGCAACGGUUUCUAGUGUAUGAAUAUAUGCAGAAAGGGAACCUACAAGAUCACCUAAAUGGGAUUGGGGAAGGAAAAAUAGAUUGGCCUCAAAGGCUCAAAGUGGCACUUGGAGCGGCAAGGGGCCUAGCAUACCUCCAUUCCAGUUCUGACGUUGGGAUACCUAUUGUUCACAGAGAUUUCAAAUCCACCAACAUUCUUUUAAGUGCCAACUUUGAAGCAAAGGUAUCGGAUUUUGGGCUUGCCAAGAUGAUGCCAGAGGGCCAGGAAAUACAUGUGACUGCUAGAGUACUUGGUACAUUCGGCUAUUUUGAUCCCGAGUAUACAUCGACUGGAAAACUCACUUUACAAAGUGAUGUUUAUGCAUUUGGGGUGGUUCUUCUUGAACUUCUGACUGGACGUCAAGCCGUUGACAUUAACCUGGGACCAAACGAUCAAAACCUAGUGGUACAGGUAAGGCACAUACUGAAUGAUCGGAAGAUU
This is a messenger RNA of Prunus mume (Japanese apricot), 1121 nucleotides long. Its product is annotated as Protein kinase superfamily protein. NCBI's taxonomy places the organism in Eukaryota, Viridiplantae, Streptophyta, Magnoliopsida, Rosales, Rosaceae. Gene Ontology annotation, molecular function: protein kinase activity; ATP binding. Gene Ontology annotation, biological process: protein phosphorylation. The record is from RefSeq and is a predicted model, not a curated record.